Messenger RNA from Exophiala bonariae, 3495 nucleotides. RefSeq lists its product as uncharacterized. The coding region runs from base 1 to 3495 and encodes 1164 amino acids. NCBI's taxonomy places the organism in Eukaryota, Fungi, Ascomycota, Eurotiomycetes, Chaetothyriales, Herpotrichiellaceae. The record is from RefSeq and is a predicted model, not a curated record. The transcript has 5 exons.
AUGGCAGAAGCUCUUGCAGUCCUGGGAGCAACAGCAGCAGGCGUUCAGCUCGGGGAACUUGGCUGCAAAGCACUGAUACACGGUAUAACAGUGUUACGAAACAUGCAGGCUAUCCCUAAACGCAUAGAGACGCUCCUGCUGGAAACAGAGGUUUCUAUAAGACGAAUCGAAGACAUUCAGAACGAUGUACUCCAACCAGGCUCCAAUGUCGUCGCUCACCUUACUGCUGUUCAGUUGGCGAGAGUCAGCACUGUGAUUUCCGAGGUCGAACUAGCGAUGAAAAGCCUAGAAGACCAGCUGAACAUCCUCCUGCCUCGCACUCGACCUCAAGCUGGGCGGUUAAAGAGGAUAUGGGCUGCACUUUUCGUUCUCUCGUCCGAAGAAUCAAAGCUUGAAGGCCACCUUCAACACAUUAGCCGUGCGAGUAUGGAGAUCCUUCGUGAGCUUUUGAUCUUAGGCUUACAUUUGGAGGCAUAUAAUCGGAAUUUCCUGGACCAGAUAUCCAUACUUAUUCAAGACAACCAGCAAUCUACCCACUGGAAACUUGAUUCUGUUCAUAACCUGCUUGGCAGUCUGAGAGAUACUAUCAUAGACACGGCACAGGCCACUGCCGGAAACUUGACAGCAAUAUCGGACGAUAUCCAAACCAAGCAUGAUAGUACUGAGCUCAAGUUGACAUCAAUACGGGAUGACACAACUUUCAUCAAACGGCAACUGAUUGCCCAGACUAAUUUUUCCGACUCUCAGAACGAAAUCAUGAGGACCAUGAUGAGAUCUGUAAUCCAGGAAGAGAUGCUGCUCUUGACACCUGUAAAUCGGGAACAAAUCCCGGUGUUGAGAGAUUCUGUCCUCCGUAUCAUGGCUGGCGAGAGUGAAAAGCUGCCUCAGCCAGAACACGAGACUGCCUCGCACUUGACGACCGCAGACCGGCAGGAACUUCAGUCACAGAUAGGUCAACAGCUAAUAAUGCGUCCAAGCAUGUUACGAGAUGCAGUAGAAUCCGUUUCCCUGAGACGAAAAGGGGGGCUGUUCUGCACUUGCAAGCCGCAAGAGCUUUUGUCAUGGUACGACAGGGGCCCGUUUCGUAUCAGCUUGGAUUAUACGUCCCAGCACCGACAUUCGUGUCCUUACCAUCCUCUGGGAAAGCAAUCCUGGACAUACGCAGUCUCCGCACAGCUGCUCCCAUUUGUGCGGAGAACAGUGGAGCUGGGAGUGAAUCUCAGGUCUGGAGCGGGCUGUUUUUCCAUUGCGCCACUUCUAAAUGCAUAUUGUACCGUCAGACGGAGUGAAUCGCCGAUUUUUAAGCUGUUUGAUGACUUUCCAUUCCGAUAUGGGCAGAUUAUGCAAUCUAGGAAGAGGAAGAGGUCAGGCUACUUUUACUCUCCAGAUAUCUGGCACCACCACCACCCACAUGGGAGCGAAGUAAUAUACUGGCAGGGGGAUGUAAACAAGGCCAGCACCGGAAUGACAUAUCUGCUGACGUCGCUCGAAACCGUACUUCAGAACAAGACCGCAUCAGGAUUGGAAAAAGAUGAAAACGGGAAUACAAUUCUUCAUGAAGUGAUGUUCUUGCUGGCAAUAUUGUCCCAAAUUCUAUCAGACUUACAACCACUUUUUCACAGGCUCCUUGUGCUGGCUUUGCGUUCGGGUGUCGAUGUGUCCGCCAUCUCUAUGACCGGUGCGCGGCCAUUGAGUUGGUUUGGAUUGAUAAAUGGCACAGGUGAGGUUGUCAAGGUCUUCUCUGCUACAUCCGAAAUUGAAACUGACCUCCCAGCCACUGCUGCCGGUAGUCUUCUCAUUGCAACAAAUCAUGGGUAUAGAAACGGGCUUGAAAUGGUCCCUCGGCUCUAUCAUUUAAUUGCAGAAUAUGACCUUGACGAACAGAUAAGUGGUGUAUCACACAAAUAUAUUAACGUGAACAGAAUGAACUUCUCUCAUCCCCUUCCUCAACGUAGACUCCAGAUACAUCGAUUAUUGAUGAGAGUCCCAGAGCUGACCGAAACGUUUGGUUUGACUGAGAUAGGCCCAUGCAUUAUUCGUCGUUCGGAAGACUGCUUGGUCAAAUAUCUUGAAAACGACAAGUCAGCACCGUUCAACGAUGGGGACCUGGCUUACGAUCCCACGUGUCUGCCGAUAGGCUGGACGAGUGGCUUGGAGAUUCUGCUGAAGGCGGGAUUCAGGCCGCGGAAAGCUUUGGAGCUGGCGAUCCUGACUGGGCACACUGCCUUGAUAGUGUCGGUGUUACCUUACACAGAUUUCUUCGAAAGUUCAAUCGAGGAACGGCCAAUGAACUGGCUGUUCAACUUUCUCCAGCACGAUGUCAAGCAGAAAGCGGAUAUUGUAGACGUUUUCGUUGUCGAGUUCGAGGCACGUCGGCGUGAGCAUGAAGACCAUAAGACUGAGAGACAACAUGCUUUGAGCUUGUCCGGUUUGCCAUCAGUCUACCACGGCUGGUUGAAUUGUGGAGGAUCGCACACGCACGAUAACACAAUCCUCCUGGAGUCCUUGUUCAGGGCAGGACAUCACACAAUCGACGCUGCGCACGAGGACGGUCGCACACCUCUUCUCCAGAUCGCCAGCUAUGCUUAUGCUUUCAAUCAACGCAACUUGGCUGUCGAAUGGUUCCUUUCGAGGGGCGCAAGUGGAACGUUCGCCGAUCGCACGUGCUGGCCAAACAUCAUGUUCUAUCUUAUACCAUCAUUGGCAUACAGACAACAUCUUCUUUUACCGCUAGACGACGAUAUAGGCUUGUACUUGGACGUUGCAGAUCCUUUGUGGGCUGACGACUGUCAGUGUUUCUGUUCAAGACGUGGGUGCUUACCUUGGUAUCGGUAUUGGAGUCGACUUGAAAGCCUGAACCAAUCUGAAGCUGGGUCUUGGACCGAAAGGUUGUCCGCCUUGCAAGAAGCGACCGAUUUCUUGCGACUAGACGGAAAGCAGAAGGAGAAGUGCUACACAGAGCUUUGUAGACUCGAGGUCUUCACUCGUCUUGGAAUGAUUCAUACAUGUUGCGGCCACUAUUCAUUCUAUCAGUCCAGGCCUGCUGUAAAAUCUGAGAACGAAAGGGAAAGGUGUCGGAAGGAAGAUGCAGAGCUGAAGGCACAGCUAGACCUGAUCAUGAUUGCCUAUGCGAACAUGCGCCAGGCUGCCAUUGAAGUUAUCCACGACGCAUGGACAUCAUGGUGGGAGCUCCUUGAUUCUAUCCUUCCGAGACUUUCACACGUCGAGCAAGAGUGGAGGCUGGGUAUUUACAAGUAUCUACCGAGUAAAGACUCGAAAAUUGCAGCUUCAAGAGCAAAUCGCGAGCGAGCAGCCCUCGUGGCAAGCGGGUACGGCGAUUACGAAGAUUUCGCUGAUGUGAUCCGAGAUCAUUUUAAGGAGUACCUGGACCCGCAAGUACCGCCAAAUGAAGGUUCAGAUGACGAAUGGACCGACACUGAUUUUUCGGACGAUGGUCAACUCGAGGAUCAGGAGGGUGAAGAGGGGUCUUUAUGA